Molecule: messenger RNA, 3360 nt
Organism: Fomitiporia mediterranea MF3/22
Lineage: Eukaryota; Fungi; Basidiomycota; Agaricomycetes; Hymenochaetales; Hymenochaetaceae
Product: TPR-like protein
Exons: 2
Coding region: 1-3360 (1119 amino acids)
Molecular function (GO): protein binding
Source: RefSeq, a predicted model, not a curated record
AUGGAAGACCAUGUGAAGCUUAGUUUGACCAGUCGUGUACUUUGGCAAUUGGCUAAUGAACACUUAAACAAAUUUGAGGAAUCAAGGGAUUGGAGAGAAAUUGACACGUGCAUUUGCUAUGGUCGUACUGUACUUGAACUCUGUCCCGAAGGACAUCCGGGUCGUAGAAAAACGUUGAUCUAUCUUGGGUGGCAGCUCAGGACACGAUUUGUGGAGAACAUGAAAUUAGAGUACCUGGAUGAAGCGAUCGAGUAUUAUCGUAGCGGCUUACCGCUCUGCCCUGACGGCCAUCUUGAUCGGUCCCUAGCUCUGAAUGGGCUCGCAGAAUCCCUGCAAACUCGAUUUGAGCACCUUGGACAGAUUAAAGACCUCGAAGAGGCCAUCGAGCAUCGUCGUGCUGACCUGCAGCUUUGCCUCGAUAGCAAUCCUAAUCACUCUGCAUCUCUGAAUAACCUUGCGAUUUCCAUCAAAACUCGUUUUGAAGAGCGGGGGCAGACCGCGGACCUCGACGAGGCUAUCGAGUUAAAUCGUGCUGCUCUGCAGCUUUUCACUGGCGAUCAUCCUGAUCGUGCUGCAUCUCUGAACAGCAUUGCUGCUUCCCUCAAAACUCGAUUUGAACGGCACGGACAGACUGUAGGCCUUGACGAGGCCAUCGAGCAUCGUCGUGCUGCCUUGCAACUUUGCCUCGACGGUCAUCCCAAUCGUCCAGCGUCGCUGGCUAACCUUGCCAACUUACUUCAAUCUCGAUUUGAACGGCAUGGACAGAUUGCAGACCUCGAUGAGGCCAUCAAACUGAACCGUGUUACCCUACUACUUCGCCUCGACGGCCAUCCCGACCGUCCUAGAUGUUUGAUUAACCUUGCGCAUUGCCUAGUCACUCGAUUUGACCAGCACCGACAGACUGCGGACCUCGAUGAGGCCGUUGAGCAUCAGCAGGCUGUCCUGCAACUUCUCCCCGACGAUCAUGCCGAGCGUCUCAUAUUACUGAAUAACUGCGCGAGUUUCCUUGGAAUGCGAUUUGACGAACAUGGACAGAUUGCAGACCUCGAUAAGGCUAUCAAGCUGAAUCGUGCAACCCUGGAACUUUGCCCAAACGAUCAUCCCUCUCGCUCCAAGUAUCUGACCAACCUUGCAAUUUCACUUCAACGUCGAUUUGAACAGUAUGGACAGAUUGCAAGCCUUGAUGAGGCCAUUGAGCAUCUUCGCGCUGCCCUGCAACUUCGCCCGAUGGCCAUCCCGCGAGGACAGACCGCGGACCUCGACGAGGCCAUCGAGUUAAAUCGUGCUGCCCUGCAGCUUCGCCCCGAAAGACAUUCCGAUCACUCCAAGUCCCUGGAUAGUCUUGCUACUUCCCUUGGAUUGCGAUUCGAACGGUAUGGACAGGCUGAUGAUCUCGAUGAGGCCAUUGAGCUGAAUCGUGCUGCCCUGCAACUUCGUCCCGAUGGUCAUCCUGAUCGCUCCGGGUCUCUGAGUAAUCUUGCGACUUUCCUUAACGAACGCUUUCACCAGCAUGGGCGGACCGUGGACCUUGACGAGGCCAUCAAGCAUUAUCGAGCCACUGUGCAACUUCUCCCCGACAGUCAUUAUGCCCGCUCCAAUUCCCUGACCAACCUAGCGAAUUCUCUCAAAUCCCGAUUUGAUCAGCACGGACAGACUGUAGACCUCGAUGAGGCUAUCGAGCUAAAUCGAGUUGCCCUGCAACUCCGACCCGACGGUCAUUCUGAUCGCUCUGGGUCUCUAAAUAGUCUUGCAAUCUCCCUUUUGACCCGAUUCGAUCAGCAUAGACAGAAUGCAGACCUCGAUGAGGCCAUUGGUCUAAAUCGUGCUUCCCUGCAACUUUGCCCCGACGGCCAUAUCGGUCGCCCUAUUUCUUUGACUAACCUUGGGAUUUCUCUCAACACCCGAUUCGAGCAGCAUGGAAGGACUGAGGACGUCGACGAGGCCAUCAAGCUGCAUCGUAGUGCCUUACAGCUCCGCCCCGAAGGCCAUCCCAGUCGCUCCAUGUCUCUGAAUAACCUUGCUUAUUCAUUGCUCUCUCGGUUCGACAAGUUUGGGUUCAUGGACAACUUUGAAGAGUGUAUACAAUCCCUUGACCGUGCUUCCGAGCAUGAGUUCUCCAGUAUUAUAACCCGGCUUGAUUCUGCCAAACAAUGGGCUGACCUUGCCCGAGAGCAUGCCCACCAUACCACACGCAGAGCUUACAGGGUGGCAAUACUGCUCUUACAGCGUGCCCUCAUCGUCAGCCCCACUCUUCAUGCACAGCAUGAGUUCCUUAGUAGGGAUUUGGAUUACGGGAUGCUCACGUUGGAUGCAGUAUCCUAUGCUAUAGAGGGAAAUAGGUUUGAAGAGGCUAUAGAGAUACUUGAGCAAGGAAGGGGUUUACUCUGGUCACAGAUGCGUGGUUUUAGGACGCCUCUAGAUCACCUUGCAGAAGCAAAUAGAGAACUUGCCAGCAGGUUCAGGAAUGUCAGUUUGCAGCUAGAGAACCUUGCAACGUUGUCUACUAUGUUGCAGUCUAAUUCAAGCACGCCCGGAAGCGAGUCAUUGGAACGAGAAUCGUUCGGAGCGAGUUUGAAAUUGAAGAGGAAGCUCUCUAAUGAGCUGGAGGAGAUCACUAAGAAAAUACGACAAAUUCCAGAAUUUGAGAGUUUUCUCGCAGCUACGCCGUUUAAAGUGGUCCAGCACGCCGCUUCGGAGGGCCCGGUUAUUGUAAUCAAUGUUUGCAAACAUCGAAGCGACGCACUCAUUAUUCUUUCCCGCGAGGAUCUACCGGUUGUCCUUGUACCAUUAGAUGCGGGGUUCGCCAAGGAUAGCAUCGAGUCGUGUGGCGAGCUGGUGCAAGCGCGAAAUUCUCAUAAAGCUGGUUCAUCCGAAUACGACAAGAAACUCCUCGAAGCGAUGAAGAUGCUAUGGGAUAGGGUGGUCUGCAAAGUUGUCGACAAACUUGAAGAGCUCGGGAUUCCCAAGGGAUCGCGCAUCUGGUGGUGUCCUACGUCCGUACUUUCUUCUCUUCCUUUCCAUGCGGCAGGACCGUUCAAAGAUGCAGAUGGCACUGUAAAGUAUCUAUUGGAUGACUACGUGUCAUCAUAUACUCCGAGCCUUGGUGCUCUCAUAAAUGCCCGAUCAAGGGGAAACAAGAGCAAUCCUAAUAUGCUCAUUGUUGCCGACACCAAAUCUCUUGCGUCAACUGAAAAAGAAGUACUUGCCGUUCUAAACAAAACCCGGCACUAUGUUUCAUCUUAUACAAGACUCCUCAACAAGAAGGCACUUCGGAGCACAGUGACAGAACGACUACAGGGUGUCACGUGGAUCCAUUUUGCUUGCCAUGCACAUAGGGCAUUUCACAAUUCCUUACCUUAA